Molecule: messenger RNA, 495 nt
Organism: Trichophyton benhamiae CBS 112371
Lineage: Eukaryota; Fungi; Ascomycota; Eurotiomycetes; Onygenales; Arthrodermataceae
Exons: 1
Coding region: 1-495 (164 amino acids)
Source: RefSeq, a predicted model, not a curated record
AUGGAGUCUCAAGGUAUCAGCAGAGGAGAGCCACGACGACAAACCUAUACAGUCCGGCGUAUCAAGCCAUCAGACUUCCCAGCGGCAGCAGAAAUUCUAGCGAAUGACAGCAGCCUGGGCAAAACGUUGCACUCGGGCAAGGAAGGCUACCACAGCGGGCCCCUAGAUGGAUUUAUCCAGAGUAUACGGUCGAGAUAUCUGAGUCCUGGAUGGGUGAUAUAUGUCGCCGUCGCAGUUCCUAGCAAGGAUGACACCACAGGCCUGAAUGAAAUAAUUGUUGGAUAUGCAGCUUGGAAGCGAACAGGCACAAGCCCCGCAGCGCAAGCAUGGUCUGACAAUAAUGAGUGGAAUUUAAAUGGUAUGAAUGCAUUGCUCCUCUUCUCUUGUGGCUGGAUGGCUCGCUCACGAAAGCGUCUCCGUCUCAGGUCUCCGGGUAUCCCUUUCCAGCUUACAAGACAGUUUAACCCAAUGCUUCCAGUUAAGCAAAGGGGUUAG